AUGUGUCGAGUGCUGUGCGCUGUAAAGGUCGAUCUUGCCCCGAUGAAUGCUGCGGUUUACUCUGAUAAUUCGUUUGUAAUUGUCAGAAUAGGUAGAUUAGACUUAUCUGUUAACUCGAUUAUAAUUGUCCGAUUAAGUAGAAUGGAUACUUCGUCCAUAAAAUCUCUUGUAAAAAACCUGUAUGGUACAUAG
Molecule: messenger RNA, 192 nt
Organism: Dentiscutata erythropus
Lineage: Eukaryota; Fungi; Glomeromycota; Glomeromycetes; Diversisporales; Gigasporaceae
Source: the annotation of a GenBank genome assembly